AUGGCUCUUUCCAAACCGAAAAUUCCAGACACUCCUCAACAUUAUCUAAAGUGCGAUAUUAAAAAUUGUGAUGGUCAUUGUGAAUUUUACUGCAAUUCCUGUCAUCAACAGAUGUGUAAACAAUGCAGAGACCAACAUCUGAAGAUUUCAGAAAAUAAGAACCAUGAGAUGGUCCUUUACCAGCAACGUAAACGACAACUUCCUGUGGAAAAAUGCAAGAUCCACCCAACUAAAGAUAUAGAUAUUCUCUGCAAGGAAUGCAAUACCCCUUUAUGUUCAAAGUGUGCUACAAUGCAAGAACACCAGGGGCAUCGGUUUAGUGAUUUAGAAACUAUCUACACAGAUAAAUUUGAACUGUGCCUAAAGGAAAUCUCUAAUAUCCAUAAUUAUUUCAUUCCUACAUCACAUGAUGUACAGAGAGAAGUUCAGGAAGAUGCCAUAGAAGUUAAACAGAUCAUGGACAGUAUCCGGACAACCAUGAAGGCUGAUGCUGAAUCUCUCAAAAGCAUGGUGGACACAGUUCUCUCAGAAAAUAUGGAGGAAUUGAACCAAAUAGAGAAGUCAUUACUGGAGAAAUUAAAGAGCCAAGAGAAGACAUUUGAUGAUUAUAUUACAUAUCUCAGUGACCUUGUAAAAGAGUUCCAUGGUUACUUGUCAUCUACUAAGCUUACUAACUUCACAAUUAAACUUCCAGAGAACUUACAAAUAAAAUCCAUACCAGAAACCAUAAAACCUGUCACACCAGAAUUUUCUUCUGCUCAAUACAGCAAAAAAGAUGUCGCUAAAUUACUAGGGAAAAUAACUGAAACAAGUAGAAUGGAAAAAUUAAGAAGAGUAAAGCCCAUGGAAAUUGCAUCUUUUUCUACAUCAAUGAAAUCUGCAAGUGAACAGACAAAACAAGAUAAAGACGUGAAAUGUGACAAGAAACAAACAAUGUCUCUAUCUGCCUCUGUCACCAAGGUCAGGGAGUUCAAUGUACCUGGUGUUGAUGGUGUAUACCAUGUAUCACUAGAUCACUCAGAUAGACUCUGGAUCAGUGACAGUAAGGGUAAUCUUGCCCAAACAGAUCUACAGGGCAAUGUGAUACAUAUGAUAAAAACCAGUGGCGGAAAUGAAGGUUAUCACACAGUCACACAGGACAGGGAUCUGAUCUUUACAGAAAAAGACAAGAAAGUCAUCAACAGGAUAACACAGGGUAAUAAUAUCACUGAAUUCAUUAAAACUGGAGACUGGACACCAUACAGCAUACACUCCUCCCACAUUAACGGGGACUUACUGGUUGGGAUGAUGUGUGGGUUUGGAGAGGGUGAAAUCACCAGGUACAACAAGUCAGGAAAAACAUUACAGAACAUACAGAGGGAUAACAAAGGACAGGGACUGUAUGGUUAUCCACACUACAUCACAGAAAACAUCAAUGGAGAUAUCUGUACAUCAGACUAUUGUGCAGACGCAGUAGUGGUGGUGAACAAAUCAGGACAACACAGAUUCUCGUACGGAGGUCAGGAGUCAGUGUUUCAUCCCUAUGGAAUCUGUACCGAUGUCCUCGGUCACAUACUGGUGGUUGAUCACUACAGUAAGAAAGUUUACCUCCUUGAUCAGGAUGGUCAGUUCUUGUCUUCAUUACUCACACAACAACAAGGGGUACAAAUACCCCGCAGUGUGUGUGUGGAUGAUAAGAACAAUCUCUAUCUGGGACAAAAUGCCACAAACACACUGACAGUGUACAAGUAUCUGAAGUAUCUGAAGUGA
Messenger RNA from Saccostrea cuccullata (small rock oyster), 1749 nucleotides. RefSeq lists its product as uncharacterized. Lineage: Eukaryota; Metazoa; Mollusca; Bivalvia; Ostreida; Ostreidae. The record is from RefSeq and is a predicted model, not a curated record. The coding region runs from base 1 to 1749 and encodes 582 amino acids. The transcript has a single exon. Gene Ontology annotation, molecular function: ubiquitin protein ligase activity; zinc ion binding. Gene Ontology annotation, biological process: protein monoubiquitination.